This is a messenger RNA of Phodopus roborovskii (desert hamster), 2385 nucleotides long. It is a transcript of the gene Mipep, whose product is annotated as mitochondrial intermediate peptidase. The transcript is spliced from 19 exons. Bases 114 to 2270 code for a protein of 718 amino acids. Gene Ontology annotation, biological process: peptide metabolic process. The record is from RefSeq and is a predicted model, not a curated record. Gene Ontology annotation, molecular function: metalloendopeptidase activity. Gene Ontology annotation, cellular component: mitochondrion. NCBI's taxonomy places the organism in Eukaryota, Metazoa, Chordata, Mammalia, Rodentia, Cricetidae.
CUGCACCGGGCGCCGUCAGGGCGGUGCGAGCAUCACGUGCCGUGGCGUGGGCCGCUGCCUUGGAAACGCGGGGCGCGGGCUUCCUGAACUUGACUGAGCCGGGGUCUGAGACGAUGCUGCUGGUGGCCGGGAUGCUGCGGUACGGCUGCAGCCUGUGCGGCCUGGGAGCCGGAGCGGCUCUGCGGAGACCGGCAGGCCGAGGCGGCCUGCGCAGCGGGGGUCGCGCCCGGAGUUUCAGCACCAGCUGGACCCCGGUGGGCUCCGCCUUCAACGCCAAGCCCCAGGGCCGCCUGUGGCAGCUGUUGGAAGAGCGCCGGGGUCUUUUUGGAGUUCCUGAGCUCAGCACCCCUGAAGGAUUCCAUGUUGCCCAGAAGGAGACCUUGAGGAAGACGGAAUGGCUUGUGGAGCGAGCAUGUUCCACGCCUCCAGGUCCACAGACGGUCCUCAUCUUUGACGAGCUCUCAGAUUGCCUGUGCAGAGUGGCCGACUUGGCAGACUUUGUGAAAAUCGGACACCCUGAGCCCGCGUACAGAGAGGCUGCAGAAGAGGCCUGCAGAAGUAUCGGCACCAUGGUGGAAAAAUUGAACACAAAUGUGGAAUUGUAUCAGAGUCUCCAGAAAUUACUAAAUGACAAGAAGCUUAUGGAUUCCCUUGAUGCAGAAACCAGGCGAGUGGCUGAGCUAUUUAUGUUUGAUUUUGAAAUAAGUGGAAUUCAUCUAGAUGAAGAAAAGCGCAGAAGAGCAGUGGACCUCAAUGUCAAGAUCCUAGAUUUGAGCAGUGCUUUUCUCAUGGGAGCCAACUUUCCCAACAAGAUACAGAAGCAUCUCUUACCAGAGCACAUUCACCACCACUUUGCCCGUGAUGGGAGUUACGCAGUCAUUGAUGGUCUACAUGCAGAAGCCUCGGAUGACUUGGUUCGGGAAGCUGCUUAUAAAAUUUUCCUUUACCCCAAUGCUGGUCAGUUGAAAUGUUUAGAAGAAUUGCUAAGCAGCAGAGAUCUUCUGGCAAACUUAGUAGGCUAUUCUACAUUUUCCCACAGGGCCCUGCAGGGAACCAUAGCUCAGACUCCAGAGACUGUCAUGCAGUUCCUUGAGAAACUAUCUGACAAACUCUCUGAAAGAACUGCAAAAGAUUUCGAGAUGAUGAGAGGAAUGAAAAUGAAACUAAAUCCUCAAAAUUCUGAACUAAUGCCUUGGGACCCCCCCUACUACAGUGGUGUGAUUCGUGCAGAGAGGUAUAAUAUUGAGCCCAGUUUAUAUUGCCCAUUUUUCUCCCUUGGAGCUUGCAUGGAAGGCCUGAAUGUCUUAUUUAACAAACUGCUUGGCAUCACCUUAUAUGCAGAGGAGCCUGCAAAAGGAGAGGUGUGGUGUGAUGAUGUCCGGAAGCUGGCUGUUGUUCAUGAAUCCGAAGGGUUGCUGGGGUACAUUUACUGUGAUUUUUUCCAGCGAGCAAACAAGCCACAUCAGGAUUGCCACUUCACCAUCCGAGGGGGCAGAUUAAAGGAAGAUGGAAGCUAUCAGCUCCCAGUCGUUGUUCUUAUGCUGAACCUUCCCCAUUCCUCCAAGGACUCCCCCACUUUAUUAACUCCUGGGAUGAUGGAGAAUCUCUUCCAUGAAAUGGGACAUGCCAUGCACUCCAUGCUGGGACGAACUCGGUACCAACAUGUCACUGGAACCAGGUGCCCGACUGACUUUGCAGAAGUUCCAUCUAUUCUGAUGGAGUACUUUUCAAAUGACUACCGAGUAGUCAGCCAGUUUGCCAGGCAUUAUCAGACUGGGCAGCCACUGCCAAAAGCUAUGGUGUCUCGACUCUGCGAAUCUAAGAAGGUUUGUGCGGCCGCAGAAAUGCAGCUUCAGGUCUUUUAUGCCGCCCUGGAUCAAAUCUACCAUGGCCAACAUCCCCUGAGAAAGUCAACCACAGACAUCCUCAUGGAAACACAAGAGCAGUUUUAUGGCUUGCCCUAUGUUCCUGACACUGCCUGGCAGCUGCGGUUCAGCCAUCUCGUGGGAUAUGGUGCCAAAUAUUAUUCAUACCUGAUGUCCAGGGCUGUCGCAUCCAUGGUCUGGAAGGAGUGCUUCCUACGGGAUCCUUUUAACAGGGCCGCUGGGGAGCGCUACCGAAGAGAGAUGUUAGCCCACGGUGGGGGCAAGGAGCCCAUGCUCAUGGUUCAAGGCAUGCUGCAGAAGUGCCCCUCCAUCGAUGACUUUGUGGAUGCCCUUGUUUCUGACUUGAAUCUGGACUUUGAAACUUUCUUCAUGGAUUCUAAAUAGCAGAAGCAUGGCUCAUUCAGUUAAGAAACUUGUCACCAGAUCCCAGAGCUCUGAAAGCUCCAUCUGAUUUCAGUCCACUGAGGAAACAUUUUCUGACAAGCCUUGAAUUGACUGA